Microbotryum saponariae is the source of this 2677-nucleotide messenger RNA. Lineage: Eukaryota; Fungi; Basidiomycota; Microbotryomycetes; Microbotryales; Microbotryaceae. The record is from the annotation of a GenBank genome assembly.
AUGGCUCGUUCGGACGACGCGGCGACGACCAGCAGCAGCGGGGGCAGUGGGAGUGGAAGUGCUACAAGUGGUACCACCGGGACGUUGACCAAAUCAGCCAGCUCGACUGCUUCUGUGGCGAGUCGAAGCCUCUUGUCCAUACGGCGCUCGUCCUUGUUCAACAACAAGACCAGCAGCAAGACCACGGUCCAGAACGCCGCGGCCGCCUCGGACUUAAGCUUGACCGGGCGCGCUGCAGCGGCUGCUGGCUCGCCCGCCUCGCCCGUCUCACCUAAUACCGAGGCCGAGGCCGCGCGCUCGGGCACAUUGACGACGAGCGCGAGCGGCGCCGGUUUCGCAUUCGGGCUCAGCCUCCGUCGACGCUCGUCCACUACGUCCUCGCCCAUCAAUGCACCCCACAGAGUUGAGCUACCGCAUCGUCCAAAGACGAGCUCGCCGAGCCCGGUAGCCACGCCGCUCAACAGCUGGAACACGAUCUUCACCCACGGACCUCAUCCAGUAGGAGCUACCGCUGCCGACGCGCCCAGGCAGAGCACCCCCACCGCGAGAACCAGGAGCAUGAGUCCCAACGAGCCCACUGGGCCAGCGAUGACAAACCACCGUAUGCAGCAAGACCUCACGACGACGUUCGCACCUUCCUUCGCGGCCUCGUCGUCGUUGCUGUCGUCGAACGCCCAUGCCCAUGCCCUCGUAAACCAACCAUCUUUCAUUCACCCCCACACCGCCUCCGCGCUCGUCCAUGAUCCCCACUCCUCGACGGCCACCCUGCCCAAAGCUGCGAACAAGCAGCAACACCCACCCUCUUCCGUGAGUAGAGAUCCUCACCUCAGGCUGCGAGGCACUGACCCCGACCUGAUCGAUUGCAGAACUGGGCCACUUCACCCAGGGCCGCUACCUCGGCGACCCCCGAGCCCUCAACUCCAACAGGAGCAAUGUCUUCUUCUGCCUUCAACGGCAUGUCGACGAACAACAACACGAGCAACAAGCCAUUGGUCGCUCAGAUCAACACGGCCUCGCGGUCGCCUCUGCCCUCCGCGAGUGGGCCCUCUCCACUUUCGGCGACCAAGUCUUCGGCACUGGCCCCGAUGACCACGACGGCGACCCGUCCGGUCCCCAACUCCAGCUCUAGCUCUCGUCGAGGGGAGCCAACCCUACCUCGCGGCAAAGUUGCUAGAGCACCUGCAACCUCCAUGUAGUCAGUGAGACGUGUGGCACCUGGUACUUCACGUCCAAAUCUGACCCCACUUCUGGUCCUUCCACCAGCUGGUCACGGACCCCCGUCUCGGGUCGACUUCCUCGUCCGAUGCGAGCCCACACCGCCGUCGUCGUCGACACCUCCAUUUAUUGCUUUGGAGGAUGCGACCUCAAAGGUGUCUGCUUCCGUGAUGUGUGGAAGCUGGACGGCGAUUCAUUCCUCUGGUCCAAAGUCAAGGUCCUCGGCGAUAUCCCACCCGUCACUCGAGCGCAUACAUCGACCGUCGUUGGGAGUCGAAUAUGGGUCAUUGCGGGUGGUGAUGGGCCCAACUAUUCUAAUUCGGUCUAUUUCUUUGAGACGAGUACGUCUGACAGUGGGUGCCCUACUUUGAAGGCGGAAGGAAGCAAACUGACAUGAUCCUGCCGUGUCAUCGACAGCUUCUCACGAGUGGUUCAGGCCAAAGGUCUACGGGCCAGCACCUACGAAACGACGAGCACACGCUGCGGUGCUGUACGGGAGUCUUAUCAUCAUUUUCGGAGGAGGGAAUGGUUCCGUGAGUGUGCACUACGGCUAGCCCCUGAUCUUGCCCGUCGCUGACUCUGAAGAGCCUUUCCUUCGACGAGUGCAGAACGCCCUGCAAGACGUGCACAGCUUGGACGUGUCGAAUCAUUACCGACCGACCUGGUCGGAACUACAAGUCAGGGGUCCAAAACCUGUUCGAAGAGGAUACCACUCGAUGACGCUCGUCGGAUCAAAGGCCAUCGUCUUUGGUGGUUCGGAUGGAACGGAGUGCUUCUCGGACAUGUUUGUGCUCGAUCUGGGUGCGUGGAAACUUGAUGAUGCGCUUCCAGAAAAACGAUGGCCUCUGACCGAUUCGAUCGUUGAAUCUUUUUGCAGAGGGUCUGACAUGGACCGAGAUCAUCCCUGAAUUUCCUGCACCGGUUGCACCGGCCAAGGCGACCUCGAAUGUUGGACCACCACCACGAACAGAGGCUUUCCCUCGUCUUUCGCACUCGGCGACCUUGCUGGGAUCGUACCUCGUCAUCUUUGGUGGGCAUGAUGGGAUCGAUUUCUCGAACGAGUUGCUCUUCUUUAAUCUGGGUACGUGGUGGAUGUCUCAGCUCACAGAGAGACGCUGGGUUGGUACUGAUUGUACAACACACCGAACGUCUCACCCGCAGUGUCGUUGCAGUGGGAACCCCGGAGUGCGCACGGCCAUGCCCCAAGUCCAAGGGGAUACCACACUUGCGUUCUACAUGACUCGAGAUUGCUUUGUAUCGGAGGUCAGCAUCGAUCUAUGUACUCGUUCACAUACAUAUGAUGUGCGUGCUGACAUGCCCAAUGGCUCUCCCUCUCCUCCUUCCAGGCUUUGACGGCAAGCAAGUCUUUGACGAAUGCUACUCGCUCGACCUGGGCGCCUUGGCGUUCUUACCCCAAGUGACGCAGUUCAAAUUGGAUGUUUAUAGCGAUCAAGAGGAGUAG